AUGCCUGUUCAUAUCAAUCUAUUUAUAUAUCUCGGUUUAUCAUUAUCUAUCUAUCUAUCUAUCUAUCUAUCUAUCUAUGCUUGCCUGUUGAUAUCUAUCUAUCUAUCUAUCUAUCUAUAUGUCGGUUUCUUUCUAGCUAGCUGUAUCUGUGUGUUAACCUGUGCUUGUCUAUGUGUGCGUGCGAAUAUUGAGGCGUUUAAUGUAUGUGUGAAAUGCUCUGGCGAUAUGAGACAUUUCUUUUGUUACUCUGUCGAGUUUAAAUGGGAAUUUCUUUUUAUAGUCCGUUCUCAUUAUCUCCCCCAUGUUCGGAAUACAAUUCCAAACGUCUUCAAACAUCUCCGUGUUGUGUGCUUACGCAGAAAACCGUGUACAACGCAUUUGUUUCCACGACGCUCUUCUUCUUUUUCCUCUUCUCUUUAUUCUGUCCCGUGUCGAUAUGAUCUUCAUCACAUUCGUCCGUCUCGCUCGACAUAUGUACAUAUGUGUCCCUAUAUGUUUUAG
Messenger RNA from Acanthosepion pharaonis, 501 nucleotides. The record is from the annotation of a GenBank genome assembly. Lineage: Eukaryota; Metazoa; Mollusca; Cephalopoda; Sepiida; Sepiidae.